GGUCACACUGCAUGGAAAAGCACAACAAAAGACAAAAGGGAAAAACCACCAAAUGAGCUCCCUUUUCCGCAGCCUUAACAACUUUUCAUCCAAGCGCGAAAAUGUCGUGAAGGGAGCCCUGAUCAACACGCUGAACGAGAAUGCCCGCGAGAUCGAGUUCGAGGUGAAGCAGAAGAGCUUGGAGGUUCUUGGGCUGUGCGAACAGACCAGUGCCCUGUGCACCACCUUGGAGGCGCUGUUCCUGCAUGGCCUGAAGGACUCCUUCCUGUCGGCCACCUUCAAUGUGCUAGCCGGGGAUGUGGAGCGCAGGCCGGAUCCCAGCUUCUGGUCGCCCUGCAUGGUCUUCAUGCACAAGCAGGUAAUCGAGCAGGUGCAGGGCCUCAGCCAGAUCACCACGGAGAUUGGACAGUGCCGGGCCUGGGUGCGUCAGUCCCUCAACGAGUCGGUGUUCUCCUCGUAUCUGAACAACAUGCGCAAGAAUGGCUCGGCCCUGUCGCAAUACUACAAGAGGAACGCCCUGGUGCGGGACUCCGAGGGCCUGGAAACGGCCAGCAAGAUAAUGGAGAGCCUGGAGGCCAGUGUGCAGUUCGAUCUGCCGGUGAACUCCAGCCUGCUGAACCACUGGCCGGAUUAUUCGCUGCAGCUUUCGGACUUGUGGACGCCCGCCAUGAAGUCCUGUCCCAUUAGCAGUGGCGUGGACGUGGCCAGCUCCCUGGGUGCCUCCGAUAUUAUAGCCAUACCCACGCCGCAGCCCCUGCAGACCAACGAGCUCUUCUCGGAGUCCAUUUCGAACAGUCCCUUCAGCCGCGGCGGCAACUUCGCCGGCGUGCCCGACCUGGACCAUCGCGAGAAUCUGGAUCUGCUGAUCCAGAAGAUCGAUGAAAUGGAUGUGAUAGACGAAGAAGAGCAGCAGACAAGGACGGCGGCGGAGGCAGAGCCCGAUUUGGAGGCUCCAUCCGGCAGCAAGCAGCGCAACCGCAAAAGAUCCAAGCAUCGGGUAGAGGAUGCCUUUGCCGAGCUGGACAUUGAGGCGCCCAGCAUGCUGCCUCAGGGCAGCAACUCGCUGUCUAAUCUGAUGCAGACCUCGUGGUCUGGUGAUUUGCCAACCUCUUCACCCACCUCGCCCACUGAAGAGCUGACCGGGUCGAGGUUUUUCCAGCGAUCCGUGAGCAUGAGCAGCACGGCCAGCGUCAGCCUGCGUUCCCCCAACACGGACAGGUGCAGCUACAAUGCCCUGCUGCGCAAGCACGAGAGCAAUCGCGAGGGCGGCGCCGGCUGGUCAGAGAUCUGGGAGAAGUUUCGGGCCAGUGCCUCCACCUUGAAUGUGCCUCAGCGGGAGAGCGAAGCUCCUGUCUCAGAGGAUCUAAGCGAUCUGCAGUCCUUGGAUACCAACUCCGAGUUCGAGCUGCUCACCUCCGACUUUGACAUUGUGGAGCUCCAGCAGAUGGUGGCCCAGCUUUGCCAGCUGGCACGGGAGCCGGGCCUGAAUGCCCAGGGAUUUCUGUGCAAGAGCUGCCAGCAUCCGCUGGGCAUUGGUUACUCAAAUUUUCAAGUCUGCGCCUUGAGCGGCAGCUACUACUGCAACAGCUGCAUGGAUGUGGAAACCCAACUGAUACCCGCUCGCAUCAUCUACAACUGGGACUUCCGCAAGUACAGCGUCAGCAAGCGGGCAGCCACCUUCCUGGCCGAGUUCCGUUCGCAGCCGUUCCUGGAUUUGCAGCUCCUAAAUCCCAGCAUCUACUUCGCCUCCGAUGCCAUGGCCGAGCUGCAGUCCCUGCGCAUCCGUCUGAACUUCAUCAGGGCCUAUCUGUACACCUGUUCGCCGCCCACCAGCAUCGAGCUUCUGCAGCAUCAGUUCUCUGGCCGGGAGUAUCUCUACGAGCACAUCCACCAGUACUCGAUAGCGGACCUGGGCCUGAUCCAGCGCGGCGUGCUGUGCCAGCAGCUGCAGAAGGCCUUCAAGCUGGGCGAGGCGCAUGUGCUCAAGUGUCGGCUGUGCCAGCUCAAGGGCUUCAUCUGCGAGAUCUGCCAGAGUCCCAGGGUGCUCUAUCCGUUUCACAUUAGCACAACCUUUAGGUGCCUGGCCUGUGGAGCCGUUUUCCAUGCGGAGUGCCUCAACGAGAAGCAGCCGUGCCCCAAGUGCGAACGCAAACGCAAGCGGGAGGAUCAGGGCCUCCAGGAGGCCGUGCAAAGUCUGAAGGAAAGGAACGAGGUGGCCUAGGCGAGGGCAGCAGCCAUAUUAUUUAGAGUUUAAGUUACAAAAGUGCGAUUUGUUAAACAUUACAUGUAACCAAGACAAGGCUUUACUUUACAUUUAAACUAGGCUUAAGUUGAAAGUUGUUAUUGGCUUAAAGGCAUUUAAAAACAUACUCAAAAUAUAUACAAAAUGUGUGCAAAGGA
Molecule: messenger RNA, 2400 nt
Organism: Drosophila kikkawai
Lineage: Eukaryota; Metazoa; Arthropoda; Insecta; Diptera; Drosophilidae
Gene: Plekhm1
Product: Pleckstrin homology and RUN domain containing M1
Source: RefSeq, a predicted model, not a curated record